Trichoplax adhaerens is the source of this 426-nucleotide messenger RNA. RefSeq lists its product as uncharacterized. Gene Ontology annotation, molecular function: protein binding. The record is from RefSeq and is a predicted model, not a curated record. The transcript has 3 exons. The annotation marks the transcript as partial. Gene Ontology annotation, biological process: multicellular organism development; cell differentiation. Lineage: Eukaryota; Metazoa; Placozoa; Uniplacotomia; Trichoplacea; Trichoplacidae.
AAAAAAUGCACUCAAACUUGCGUUCAAACGUACAGUCCGGUUUGUGGUAGCAAUGGACAAACAUACACCAACCAGUGCUUAUUAGAGCAUUUUGCCUGUAUUCAAAAUUUAACCAUUACAAAAGUUGAAGAGGGUCCGUGCCCAAUCCCAACGACACCGGAAUCAUGUAAAGAUGAUUGCCCAAGAAUUUACGACCCUAUCUGCGGAAGUAAUGGUAAAACAUUCGAUAAUGAAUGUUUAAUGAAGUAUACAAUAUGCAAAACAGAACGAAAAUGUGAUCCAAUGUGUGUGUACGACCCUAAAAAUUCGAAACAAGUCUGUGGCAGUGAUGGUAAAACAUACAACAGUGAAUGCAGCCUCCGGUAUGAAGCCUGUAAUAACAGUAAAGUCCUAACUAUCCUUAAUCACGGACCUUGUCAAAGCAAA